Molecule: messenger RNA, 819 nt
Organism: Rodentolepis nana
Lineage: Eukaryota; Metazoa; Platyhelminthes; Cestoda; Cyclophyllidea; Hymenolepididae
Source: the annotation of a GenBank genome assembly
AUGAAUUUGGAAAUCUUGGCCACUGUGUUUAGUAUCUUCUUCAACAUUAAAUUCGACAAAUGGACUGUUACUCAAAGGACUAAUCUGACUACCCAACUUCAAUCCGGUAUUCGCUAUUUCGAUUUCAGAGUUGCCUUUAAACGAGAAGGAUGCAAGGGAAUUCAGUCGAAUGCGUCUAUGGAAAUCUAUCCUUGUUUCUAUAUUGUUCAUGGGCAAUAUGCGAAUAGAGUCGACGUGGAAUUGGAGGAAAUAAAGAGUUACCUUCUUGAUCACCCCAAAGAAGUUGUUAUUAUCGAUUUCCAGCAUUUCUACAAGUUUGACACUGCUGCCAAUGCCGUAUUCGUGGAAAUGGUGGAGAAGAUAUUUGGUGAUACGUUGGAGCCUUACAGGUCCAAAAUUCCAUCGUUGACUGAACUGUGGUCACGUAAGAAGCAGAUUAUUGUAAUAGGACAUAAGAAAACUCUACCCACGGAAGAGGAAGGAGUAUCCUUAAUUUGGCCAAGGAGUAAAAUCGCACAACCGUGGCCGAAUAUAAGGAACCCGAAAAGCCUAAAGAAAUACUUGGGGAAAUUCCAUGAAAUCAGGAUGAGCAAAACAGAUUCAGACAGCUUUUUCGUAUUUCAAGGAAUACUAUCACCAAAUAUGGAGUUCAUCAUGUCUCAUCCAUUUUCGAGUGUGGAAAAGUUAGCCAAGAAGGCAAAUGUGGAGGUUGAAAAGUGGCUUGAUGACUUGGAGUACCUUCGGGGAAUUGUCAUUACUGAUUUCUCCAUUUUGGGCUUCCCCAAUUUCGCCCGAAGUGUCUUUUCUAUGAACUGGUAG